Molecule: messenger RNA, 191 nt
Organism: Dentiscutata erythropus
Lineage: Eukaryota; Fungi; Glomeromycota; Glomeromycetes; Diversisporales; Gigasporaceae
Source: the annotation of a GenBank genome assembly
AAACAGAAAUGGCAUCAAAUAAAAGGAUUAAAGUUGAAUCAAAUAAAUUGCACAAAUUAAAAAUCGAAGAACAGAAAAUAAACCUUCAAGAACGAGCCAUUGCUAUCCGUGAAAAAGAAGUUGAAUUGCGAAGAAAAGAAGCUGAAAUAGUGGCAUUAGAAUUAGCUAAUAAAAAAUGCAAAAUGAAUUAG